Messenger RNA from Bombyx mandarina (wild silkworm), 366 nucleotides. Its product is annotated as chorion class A protein L12-like. The record is from RefSeq and is a predicted model, not a curated record. Lineage: Eukaryota; Metazoa; Arthropoda; Insecta; Lepidoptera; Bombycidae.
AUGUCUGUUUUCACGCUUCUGCUCUGCAUUCAGGCUAGCCUGCUCCAAUACGUUGAUACAGGUUUGGGGGGCUGCGAUCCCGGAGCCGGCUUGGGUGUCCAUCGACUCGGGUAUGGCGCCGCCUGGCAUGGACUCGGCGAUGGCUGGAACGGAAUCCAUGCUAGAUAUGGCGGCGAAGUCAUCGGCAGCACGGGAGUCUCCGGUGACCUAUCUGUUGCCAGUGCUACCCCCGUCACUGGUCGCGUCUCCAUCACCAGCGCUGUUGGGUCCGGAGAUCCCACCUGUUCUGCUGCUACCACCUCUAUGUGCGGACGCUGCGCUCCCACCAGCGGAUGUAGACACGCUGCCCUAGCUGGAUACUACUAA